AUGGGGCUCCCUAAUGGGUCUCUUGCGUCCCUCCUAUUCCGCCUCUUCCUCCUACUCCAGGUGCAGGUUUGCCGGCUGCCUUGCGCGGCCUCCGAGCCUUGGCAGGCGGGCUCCAGGGGUGCUGAAGUGACCUUGGAGGCAGGAGGCGCGGAGCUGGAACCGGUCCAGGCUCCGGAGAAAGUAGUUUUCGUGGGCUGCCCUGGGCAAGAGUCGGCCCUGCUUAGCACUGACAAUGACUUUGCUGCACUGAACGACAGAACCGUCCAGGAAAGGAAAGCAUUGAAGAACUCCCCAUCCAAACGUAUCUUACGAAGACACAAGAGAGAAUGGGUGGUCCCGCCGAUAUCUGUCUCUGAGAAUGGCAAGGGUCCCUUCCCUCAGAAGCUGAAUCAGCUUAAAUCUAGUAAGGACAAAGGCACUAAGAUUUUCUACAGCAUCACAGGGCCUGGGGCAGACAGCCCCCCUGAGGGUGUCUUCUCCAUAGAGAAGGAAACAGGCUGGUUGUUAUUGAAUAAGCCAUUGGACCGGGAGAAGAUUGCUAAGUAUGAGCUCCUGGGCCACGCUGUGUCAGAGAAUGGAGCCUCAGUGGAAGAGCCCAUGAACAUCUCCAUUAUCGUGACAGACCAGAAUGACCACAAGCCCAAGUUCACCCAGGAUGUCUUCAGAGGGAGUGUCUUGGAGGGGGUACUUCCUGGCACUUCUGUGAUGCAGGUGACAGCCACGGAUGAGGACGAUGCCAUCAACACCUACAAUGGGGUGGUUGCUUACUCCAUUCAUAGCCAAGAGCCAAAGGACCCUCAUGACCUCAUGUUCACUGUCCACCGGAGCACAGGCACCAUCAGCGUCAUCUCCAGCGGCCUGGACCGGGAGAGAGUCCCUAAGUACACACUGACUGUCCAGGCCACAGACAUGGACGGGGACGGCUCCACCACUACGGCAGUGGCCAUAGUGGAAAUCCUCGAUGCCAACGACAAUGCUCCUGUGUUCGAUCCUCAGAAGUACGAGGCCCGUGCACCUGAGAACGCGGUGGGCCAUGAGGUACUGAGCCUGACAGUGACCGAUCUGGACGUCCCCAACUCACCGGCAUGGCGUGCCACCUAUCGCAUCUUGGAAGGUGACGAUGGGGACCAUUUUACCAUCACCACUCACCCUGAGAGCAACCAGGGUAUCCUGACAACCAAGAAGGGCUUGGAUUUUGAGGCCAAAAACCAGCACACACUGUACAUUGAAGUGACCAACGAGGCUCCCUUUGUAGUGAAGCUCCCCACCUCCACGGCCACCGUACUGGUCCACGUGGAGGAUGUGAAUGAGGCACCCGCAUUUGUCCCGCCCUCCAAAGUGGUCGCGGUCCAGGAGGAUAUCUCAGCUGGGGAGUCUGUCUGCACCUACACUGCACAGGACCCUGACAAGGGGAGCCAGAAGAUCAGCUACCACAUCCUGAGAGACCCAGCAGGGUGGCUAGCGAUGGACCCGCACAGCGGGCAGGUCACCGCUGCAGGAGUGUUGGACCGCGAGGAUGAGCGGUUUGUGAGGAACAACGUCUAUGAAGUCAUGGUCUUGGCCACGGACGAUGGAAGCCCUCCCGCCACUGGCACGGGGACCCUUCUGCUAACACUUAUGGACGUCAACGACCAUGGCCCUGUCCCCGAACCUCGUCAGAUUACCAUCUGCAACCAAAGCCCUGUGCCCCAAGUGCUGAACAUCACAGACAAGGACCUGUCCCCCCACACCUCCCCUUUCAAGGCCCAGCUCACGCACAACUCGGACAUCUACUGGACGGCAGAAGUCAACGAGAAAGGAGAUGCAGUCGCCCUGUCACUGAAGAAGUUCCUGAAGCAAGACAUAUAUGACGUGCACCUCUCUCUGUCUGACCGUGGCAACAAGGAGCAGCCGGCAGUGAUCAGGGCCGCCGUGUGCGACUGCCACGGCCACGUGGAGACCUGCCCCGAGCGCUGGAAGGGGGGUUUCCUCCUCCCCAUCCUGGGGGCCGUCCUGGCUCUGCUGUUGCUUCUGCUGGUGCUCCUCCUGCUGGUGAGAAAGAAGCGGAAAGUCAAGGAACCCCUCCUGCUCCCGGAAGAUGACACCCGUGACAACGUCUUCUACUAUGGUGAAGAAGGGGGCGGCGAGGAGGACCAGGACUAUGACAUCACUCAACUCCACCGGGGUCUGGAGGCCCGGCCCCCGGUUGCUCUCCGCAACGAUGUGGCGCCGGCCUUUAUACUCAGACCCAUGUACCGUCCACGACCAGCCAACCCAGAUGAAAUCGGCAACUUCAUCACUGAGAACAUGAAGGCAGCUGACACGGACCCCACAGCCCCGCCCUAUGACUCCCUGUUGGUAUUCGACUAUGAGGGCAGCGGCUCUGAAGCCAGCUCGUUCAGCUCCCUCACCUCCUCGACCUCCGACCAGGACCAAGACUAUGACUAUCUGAACGAAUGGGGCAGCCGCUUCAAGAAGCUGGCGGACAUGUAUGGGGGCGGCCAGGAUGACUAG
This is a messenger RNA of Pteronotus mesoamericanus, 2493 nucleotides long. RefSeq names its product cadherin 3 (gene CDH3). The record is from RefSeq and is a predicted model, not a curated record. NCBI's taxonomy places the organism in Eukaryota, Metazoa, Chordata, Mammalia, Chiroptera, Mormoopidae. Bases 1 to 2493 code for a protein of 830 amino acids. Gene Ontology annotation, molecular function: calcium ion binding; cadherin binding. The transcript is spliced from 16 exons. Gene Ontology annotation, cellular component: adherens junction; plasma membrane; cytoplasm. Gene Ontology annotation, biological process: multicellular organism development; cell-cell adhesion mediated by cadherin; homophilic cell-cell adhesion.